This is a messenger RNA of Apiotrichum porosum, 2019 nucleotides long. RefSeq lists its product as uncharacterized. The transcript has 6 exons. Gene Ontology annotation, molecular function: signal recognition particle binding; GTP binding; GTPase activity. Lineage: Eukaryota; Fungi; Basidiomycota; Tremellomycetes; Trichosporonales; Trichosporonaceae. The coding region runs from base 1 to 2019 and encodes 672 amino acids. Gene Ontology annotation, biological process: SRP-dependent cotranslational protein targeting to membrane. Gene Ontology annotation, cellular component: signal recognition particle receptor complex; endoplasmic reticulum membrane. The record is from RefSeq and is a predicted model, not a curated record.
AUGCUGGACCACGUCUCCAUCUCCCAUCAGAGCGGCCUCAUCCUCUGGUCGCGCUCCUUCACGCCGACAUUCACCGCUCUCGCCCAAACCCAGGCUUCCCCAGUCAACGCGCUCAUUCGCGAGGCGCUCAUCGAGGGAAAGGCCAGGAAUGAGGACGAUGGGUUUGAAAAGGACGGGUACAGCGUGCGGUGGACCAUGGAGAACGGCCUGGGGCUCGUGUUCGUCGUCGUCUUCCCUGCUCUCCUUCCCUUGACGUACAUUCCCGCCCUUCUCCAGCGCACCAAGCAGCUCUUCCUCUCGCUCUUCCAGCCGUACCUCGAGUCGCUCAUCGACGCCCUGUCUGACCGCGCCGGCGUGCUCGUGGCCGACAGCGGCCGGUCGGCACUGCGUAUCCUCGCCGACAAGAUUGCCGAGGAGCGCUGGGACAGGAUCUUUGAGCGUUGUCUCAAGACCCAGGAGAACAGCUCGGGGCGGUCGAAUAGGGCCGUCACGCGCUCCGUCACUGCUGCUGCCGCUGCCGCUGCGGCGACGGGCGCGUCAUCUCCUGGAUUGUCGGAUGAUGCCUCCAACGCUGUCACUGCCGAGGAGAUUGCAAAGAACGUCGCGGCACUCAAGACCCGCAUGAAGGGUCGUGGCAAGGGCCGCGGACGUGAAGGCGGCUCGCCGUCGCCUGUUCCGUCGCCGCGCAAGGCGUCUGGAGCCACGUCCAAGCUCAUGCGCAAGUGGGGCGACUCGCCCGUGACCAAGGAGGACAUGGCGGCUCUCGACUACUCGGCGCCAGCCCCCGAGAACAUCCAGGUCGACGUGGACGCGCUCGUGUCCAACGACGCCAUGGGCACGCGCACCUCCAAUGGCGCCUACGAGGUUGCCGACUGGGACUUUCGUCGCGGCGGCAAGGCCGACGACCUGCCUUCCGAGGAGGAGAUUCUGUCCCGCCGCACUGCCCGCCUCACACUAGACGACGCCGGCGAGCCUGCUGAAGACGAGUCGUCGUGGACCAACAUGUUCUCGCGCCUCACGGGCAAGAAGGUUCUUUCUCGCGAGGACCUGCGCCCCGUCCUCGCCGACAUGGAGAAGCACCUCAUGUCCAAGAACGUGGCCAAGGACAUUGCUGAGAAGCUGUGCGAUGCCGUCGGGUCUGCGCUCGUGGGCAAGAAGCUCGGGGGUCUCUCGAGCGUAAAGUCUGAAGUGGAAAAGUCGCUUUCUGGAUCCAUGACGCGUAUCCUCACGCCCAAGACCUCGACCGACCUCCUCGUCGAUAUCCAGCGCAAGCGCGCCCAGCCGGGCUCCCUCUCGGCCCCCGACGCCCCUCCCGACCCGUACACUCUCACCUUUGUGGGCGUCAACGGCGUCGGCAAGUCGACCAACCUCUCCAAGGUGUGUUUCUGGCUGCUGCAGAACAACCUCCGCGUCCUCAUCGCCGCGUGCGACACUUUCCGUUCCGGCGCCGUCGAGCAGCUGCGCGUGCACGUGCGCAACCUCGGCGCACUGGGCGACGAGCUCGGCAUGGCCAUGGACGGCGAGGGUGGGCCGGGCAAGCGCCGCAUCGAGCUGUACGAGCGCGGCUACGGCAAAGACGCGGCGGGUAUCGCCAAAGAGGCGAUCGCGUAUGCCAAGGAGAACCGCUUCGACGUCGUCCUCGUCGACACUGCGGGCCGUAUGCAGGACAACGAGCCGCUCAUGCGCGCCCUCGCCAAGCUCGUGACGGUCAACAACCCCGACAAGAUUGUCUUUGUCGGCGAGGCCCUCGUCGGCAACGAGGCCGUCGACCAGCUCACAAAGUUUGACCGUGCGCUCAAGGACUUUUCGUCGGCAGGCGCCGCCGGCGGCGGCCGUCGUCGCGGUAUCGACGGCAUCAUCCUGACCAAGUUUGACACAAUCGACGACAAGGUCGGCGCCGCCCUCUCCAUGACAUACGUCACUGGCCAGCCGAUCCUCUUUGUCGGCUGUGGCCAGACGUACACCGACCUCCGCCACUUGCGCGUCAACCACAUUGUCCAGGCCCUCCUCAGCUCGUAA